Molecule: messenger RNA, 1989 nt
Organism: Hyaloscypha bicolor E
Lineage: Eukaryota; Fungi; Ascomycota; Leotiomycetes; Helotiales; Hyaloscyphaceae
Product: HET-domain-containing protein
Exons: 2
Coding region: 1-1989 (662 amino acids)
Source: RefSeq, a predicted model, not a curated record
AUGGUCGAGCACGAUCUUGAAGCCAACGAGGCUGACUGUGAGCUGCCUCCAAUCGGUCUUUGCGAGACCUGCCGUUCUAUAAACAUUCAGGCUCUCGCAAGCUCGCGAGGCUUUAAGCAUCUGGCCGCCGGUUCGGCUCUGCAACAAAGCGCUGAGCGAUGCUCGCUAUGCCAACACUUGGCGCAUUAUACUAAGCAGGCGGCAGGGCUUCAUAACGGGAAACAUUUUGCCGAGGGAUGUACCGUUCGGUUAAAGCUGAAGAGAUAUUGUGCUGAAGUUGCGGGCUCUUCGUUUGGGGCCGUGGCCGAGAUACUGUUCGAUGAUUACAAGCCAGUUCACUUCCAACAUGAUUUUUUUGCAGUUAACACGACCACAAAGGUGGAUCCUGCUAUUGCAUUUGGAGUUCUUCCCAUAAUCCACGUCACAAAGACAAGCUCAAAGAAGUCAUUUGGCACAGCUCGAAGUUGGAUCAACAAUUGCUUGAAAUACCACCCUCAGUGUUCCCAGUCAUUCUUAAAGUCAAACAGCUCAGAUCAGCCUAGAAGACUGGUUGAGUUGCAUCCUGCAUCUUGUCCUAGCCCCAACAAUUCUAUUCGCCUGAUCGAACUUUCUGACACGAGCCGUUGUCCGAAAUACAUCGCCUUGAGCUACUGCUGGGGUUACAGAAAAUCGUAUACAACGACGAAGGACAACGUGGGACUGCACAUGCACCAGAUACCUUAUGCAAAGCUCCCGGCUACACUAAAAGACGCUGUUUUGAUCUGCAAGAAGUUGGGCAUGAAAUAUCUGUGGAUUGAUGCUCUAUGCAUCAUUCAAGACUGCUCCAUUGAUAUAGGCAAUGAAGUUGCCAAAAUGGCAAUGAUUUACCACAAAGCAUGGCUUACAGUAUCUGUCGAUAUCAGCAAGGCGUCAACAGAAGGAUGUUUCAAUGAUGUGAGAAAACGUAAUCUGCUAACCCUCGAGGAUGGUGUUGGUUUCAAGGCGGAAAUAUCUACUGUUCUCGACAAUGGAUCUAAGAGCAGGCUAUGUCUAUUUGCACCUGUGGCUACAUUUUCUAACCCCGAUACUAUUCAAGCCACUGCAUUGACAGCCCGGGCUUGGACUUUUCAGGAGCAAGUAUUGUCUCGUCGUGUCCUACACUACACAGCUUACGGCCUGGUAUGGGAAUGUCGAGCAGGUUUCAUAUCUCAGGACAACAUCUUGCAUUGGGAUCGAAGCGCCGACACUUUGCCCAGGCUACCAAUGAAACUAUCGGCUUUAUCAAAUAUAGAAAUCUUACAUGUCUGGUACAACGAAAUUCUUACCAUGUCAUACUCUCUUCGCAAGUUGACAUUUGCCUCCGAUAAGUUGCCCGCCAUCUCCGCCGUCGCAACCCUUUUCCAACAGCAUCUUCAAUCUCCAUACCUGGCUGGCAUCUGGCUCAAAAAUAUCGAAAUUGGGCUAUCUUGGCAAAUUUUUGGGCGUCCAAAAAGCAAGGACCUAGAAAAUAGCCAUCCAUCUUGGUCUUGGAUAUCGCGGACCGGCAUUGUUACUUGGCCGAUCUCGAAAUAUCACCUUGAUGACGAGUUUAUUACCCUGAUUGAGAUUGAAAGCUUUAACAUAAGUUUAAAGAACCGAGACGUGCCGCUUGGGAGCGUCACAAGUGGUACCCUGGUUAUACUUGGCUCUCUCAAACUUCUCCGGGUGCGAAAGAUUCCAGCUGAAGAUGAGAGAUAUAUCCGGUAUGAAUUGUUCGACGAACGAGCAAGGAGGAAGCUCGGAGAAGCCGUCCUAGAUUUUGACAUUGAGGACGAAAUGGAAUUUCAUUGCUUGGCGUUGUUUUCCAGGGUUUCAAAUUUAUCUUUGGGCUUCUUGGUCUCGUUCUUGUUGUUGUCGCCAAUCUCGGGCAAACCUGGGGUAUAUACACGAAGCGGUGUCGCACAAAUUGAUGAGGUCGGUAGCUGGAAGUCGCUUGGAAGUCACAAAACAAGCAGAAUAACCCUUUCGUAG